AUGUUAGCCUCGGUUCGUUAUACUAAGCAGCUCCAACGUAUGGCCAAUGCUUCUCGUGCCUUCUCUAAAGCCACACCAUUUCAUGCAGACACGUAUGAACAAAAGUAUUUGGCUAAAACAUACAAUGGAAACGGCGUUCGUGGCGAAGCAGGGCUCGUAUUUAGUCAUGGUAAAGGCAGUAAAUUAUACGACGAACAAGGUCGUGAAUUUUUAGAUUUUUAUGCAGGUAUUGCUGUCUCUGGUCUUGGUCAUGGCGAUGACGAUUGGUAUCAGAGUCUUGUAGAAAAUGGCAAGAAAGUGACACAUGUGAGCAAUUUAUUUCACUCGAAAGCGCCCCUGGAAUUAGCCAAGACAUUAGUGGAUAAUUCGUGCUUUGAUAAAGUCUUUUUUGCUAAUUCGGGCACGGAAGCCAAUGAAGGGGCGUAUAAAUUUGCACGACUUUACGCCAAUCACGUGACGCAAGGGACGUCAUUGGCAGGACAAAAGAUUGAGUUUAUCUCGUUUAAACAUGGAUUUCAUGGUCGCACAGCUGCAGCUUUGACUUUGACGCAUAAACCCAAGAUUCGAGAAGCUUUUAUGCCACUUGUACCGGGUAUUCAUUAUGCGGAAUUCAAUGACAUUGAAAGUGUCAAGAAACUCAUUUCGGAGAAGACUGCAGGUGUUUUUAUCGAGCCUGUUCAGGGUGAAGGUGGUGUCCAUCCUGCUGAUCCGGAUUUUAUGCAGGAGCUGCGUGCUUUGUGUGACAAGCACGACACGAUGCUUAUUAUGGACGAGGUGCAGUGUGGUCUUGGCCGUACGGGUAAGCUAUUUGCUCACGAGCUGUACGACGUGAUACCUGAUAUCAUGACGCUGGCAAAACCGCUUGCUGGUGGACUGCCAAUUGGUGCUGUGCUCAUGUCGAACAAGGUGGCAUCGACUAUUAGCCCCGGUCAGCACGGCACGACUUUUGGUGGUAAUCCGCUAGUAUGUGCUGUGGCCAAUACGGUACUAAACAAGAUCAUGGAUGAAAACUUUCUCGCCAAUGUGCAGAAGCGUGGCAACUACCUGGCUAACGGUCUAGAGAAGCUACAGCAAAAGUUCCCUGACAAGGUAGUGGAUGUCCGCAAGCCGAUCGGCAAGGGUGGUCUGUUCGUUGCCCUUGAAUGCGCCAAGCCCGUCGGCCCGCUCAUCGAGUACGCACUAUCGAAGCAGGUGCUCAUCAUUUCGGCCGGUGAAAACACAAUCCGUUUGUGUCCGCCACUUGUCGUGGACGAGGAGGACAUUGACAAGCUACUUGACAUUUUUGGGAAGGCAUUCGAAGAGGAUGUUUUGUAA
Peronospora farinosa is the source of this 1314-nucleotide messenger RNA. The record is from the annotation of a GenBank genome assembly. NCBI's taxonomy places the organism in Eukaryota, Oomycota, Peronosporomycetes, Peronosporales, Peronosporaceae.